AUGGGGAAACGUAAAGGAAAAUGCGUGAAGAAGAAUUCCGCAAGUAAAGAAGCUUUGGAGCCUGAAAACCUAGUGAAAGCGCCACAUUCGUUCGUGAUUCACAGAGGGCAAUGUAGCAAGGACCUCGUAGACUUAACUAGAGACUUCAGAAAGAUCAUGGAACCUUUCACUGCUUCACAAUUAAAAGAACGCAAGAAAAAUACAAUCAAAGAUUUUGUGUCCAUAUCUGGUUAUCUUCAUGUUUCACACAUGGUCCUUUUUACGGAAACUGAACUUGGUUCUUACAUGAGACUUGCCAGACUACCUCGAGGGCCUACGCUAACUUUUAAGAUACACAAUUACAGCUUAGCUCGUGAUGUAAUAUCUUCACUAAAAAAACAAUAUGUGAUGAUGCGUGCCUUCCAAAAUGCACCCCUCAUUGUGCUAAACACCUUCUCUGGUGAAGGCAUGCACAUGAAACUUAUGGCCACAAUGUUUCAAAAUAUGUUUCCAACAAUUAAUAUUACUACUGUAAAACUAAAAAAUAUAAGGAGAUGUGUAUUAAUGAACUACAACCCGUCCACAAAACUAAUAGAUAUGAGGCAUUAUGUAAUUAGAGCAACACCGGUUGGACUUAAUAAAGGAACUAAAAAGGUGGUCCAAGGCAAAAUACCAAACUUGAACCGAUGUAAAGAUAUGUCCGAGUUCUUUGACAAAGCGGGCUUGCUAUCUGAGAGUGAGUUCGAGGAUGAUCCAAAUUCUCAAAUAGUUCUUCCACAAAGUCUGGCGUCGAGGGGAGCAGCCGUUGAUUCUAAAUCAGCUAUCAGGUUAUUUGAGCUCGGACCAAGGAUAACAUUUCAACUUAUAAAGGUUGAAGAUGGUCUCAUGGAUGGUGAAGUUUUAUACCAUGAGCUUGUAGAAAAAACAGAAGAAGAAAAAGCAUUAAUUAAAAAGAGAAGAGAGGCGAAGAGACGUCUAAAAGAAAAACGUAAAUCGAAACAAGAAGAGAACAUUAAGAAGAAGCAGAAAGAAAAAGAAGAACUCAAACAGAAGUCUCUUGAAGGCAUUAAGAAGAAGAAAGAAUCGACUGAGAGUCAGAGGUUAAUGGAACUGGCGGCCGCCGAGUCUCAGAACAAUGAUCAAGAUAUGGAGGAAGACGACGACGCUGAUUACUACAGACAGGAAGUGGGAGCCGAACCGGAAAAAGAUCUGUUCACACCCAAAACGUCGAACAAGAGAAAGGCUGAUGACAAUUCUGUAAGAGGUUUCAAAAAAAUGCGGCUCGACAAGAAAUUAAAAAGGAAAUAUCAGAAAAAUCAAGAUGGCGGCCAACAGACAAAGAAACAAGGCAACGACAAGAAGUUCCAAAAUAAGGAUUUCAAAAAUAAGAAUUCAGGAGAUAGAGAUAAAUUUAGGAAUAAAGGUCAGAAGAAAGUGUUUGGAGGGAAAGUUCAGAAUAAGUUUAAUAAAGGCAGCAAAGGGAGGGAAGGGAAAGGUAGAAAGAACUCCGGCAAAGGAAAAGGGCGGAAAUAAUUGUUAUUGA
Messenger RNA from Bombyx mandarina (wild silkworm), 1522 nucleotides. It is a transcript of the gene ppan, whose product is annotated as Brix domain-containing protein peter pan. Gene Ontology annotation, biological process: rRNA processing; ribosomal large subunit assembly. Gene Ontology annotation, molecular function: rRNA binding. NCBI's taxonomy places the organism in Eukaryota, Metazoa, Arthropoda, Insecta, Lepidoptera, Bombycidae. The record is from RefSeq and is a predicted model, not a curated record. Gene Ontology annotation, cellular component: preribosome, large subunit precursor.